CGGGGCCUCGGCGCCCUGCAUCAUCAUGCCCUCAACUCUACUGCAGCUUCACAAAGAGAACAGAAACCCAUCUGGUCGCUGCCCCUUCAUAUGUGAACUUCCUGUCUCGAGCAAUCACAAAGCAGUGUGGUUCACCAGACAGGGCGUUACAGUCUCCGGCUUCAUGGACAAGGAGCUGAGUAGAGACAUGACAGAACAGAGGAAAUCGUCCAAGAGAUGACACCAUCCAAAUACCCCGACAUAUAAAGGCUGAUAGGUUGAUUGACAGCUCACCUCCACACGUCCUCCCUCCGGAUCCCACCAACUUAUCAGCCGUCCAGCCAUGAUAUUGAGGAGGAAGCUGUGCGUUGCCUUGGCGAUCGCUGCCAUCCUCUUCCUCAUGUUCGCCAGUCAGAGCAUCCAGAAGAAACACUUCCUGCCACUAUCAUUGGCCCUGCCCUUCAGCCGGGCCACGCCCACCGAUGAGGAGACAGUCGUUCAACCAACAAGGUCUCCUGCUGGUCUGACCCAUGAACCUCCCAUUAGCCCCCCUCCUCCAAACACCCCUAAACCUGAGGCAGAGGAGGGGUCUUUAGGGGACCCCCAGCAGGAUCAGAGCAGGCCGUGUGGUUGCUCUGAUUCCUGCAUUUCAGACGCGGAGGGCUCAGACUGGUUCAGCAAACGCUAUGACCCCAAACAGCAGCCCGUCCUCCGAGAGACCAACAACUUUGACCCGGACGCGAUUAAAUGGUGGCUGGGUCUCCAGCGGUCAGGAACCGACCAGACCUUGGAGGGAGUCAUUUCAAAGAUGUUCAAGGUGAUUUCUCCGCCCACUGAGGACUUCAGGCCCCUUCCCUCUCGUUGCCGUAGAUGUGCUGUGGUCGGCAACUCUGGCAACCUACAGAAGUCAGGACACGGCAGCCUGAUCAACUCCCAUGACUUCAUAUUUAGGAUGAACAAAGCGGUGACCCAGGGAUUUGAGAAAGACGUUGGAAAUCGAACCACUUAUCACUUGUUAUACCCAGAGAGCGCGGUGGAUCUUAAACGUGGCGUCGGACUCAUCCUGCUGCCGUUCAAACUGAGAGACCUGGAGUGGCUGACCAGCGCGCUGUCCACCGGAGAAGUUAAGAUGACCUACAUGAGAGUCAAAGAGAGAGUGGCGGCGGAUAAAGACAAGGUUCUUGUGGUCAACCCGGUCUUCUUUAAGUACGUGUGUGAUCACUGGACUGAACGUCACGGUCGGUACCCGUCUACCGGCAUGCUGGCUAUCAUUUUCGCCCUUCACACCUGUGACCAGGUCUCUGUGUUCGGUUACGGCGCCGACCAGCAGGGUAACUGGCAUCACUACUGGGAGCAGAACCGCUACGCCGGAGCCUUCAGGAAGACGGGCGUCCACAGCGCUGACUUUGAAACGCAGGUCAUCCACCAGCUCGCCAAGGAGGGCAAGAUCAGUCUGCACCUGUGACACAACCACUGACCUGCAACACCUACUUCACGCUGACGGGUGCAAAGGUCAUCAUAUGUUUUUAAACAACUAGAUCCUUCACCGCUUAAUUCAUGAGACAGAUAACGAGUUAAAUCACGUCUGGGUGAUUGCGGCAAAGUGUCGUGACCUCUGGCACCGGAAACCACAUUUCUGCGCUGGGUGUGGCGGCCAGAUUUUGCUCCUUUCUGAGGAAGUAGGAUAUUGAGACAGGAGUCAAACCUGUGUACUUCUUGCACGUCAAUCAUUUAAACUGCCUUAAGUCAGCCAUCGAGAAAGAGACAUUUUUACAGACUUGGAUUAUUUGUGGACAGAGCCCUUUAUGAGCAGGGAGAGCUAGACACGCCCUCUUUCAAGUGGGCGCGGCUUAUAAAGUCAAACUGGAUCUUCGAGACUUGCCACUCUUCAAACAGACUUUCCUGCCAUUUGCGACUGCGAGGAUCGACCACAAAAGUUUUGCUCUGAGCGGGAAACAACCACAGACGUUUUGUUUUUUGUAUAUCUUAUUUCAAAUGUAACUUUAUAGACAUUAUACAGGGAUAACCUCUUUUAUAUUCAAAGCACUUUUGUCCUGAAGAAGAAAAGGCACAAAGAUGCAAUGUUGUUGCUUUUUUUUUUUCCAAACAGAUUUUUUUUUUCAUAUUUUAUAUCAUUGAUAAUCCAUCCAUGUGUUCGAGUUGAAUCUUAGCCCAAUCCGUCCUGAUUCAGAGGAUGUUGUCCAUCCUUUCUGUCUUGAACUUGAAACCGUUGACUCUUCCUGUUUCAACCAUAUAUGGAGCUGAAGGCUGAGUGGGAGGAGCCUGUGUGAAGUCCUCAGCCUGUGUUUAAGCAACAGUCUGCAGGUUUUCAGAAUAUUUUAAAGAAAGAGAAACAUUGUUUGAGUAUUUUCUUUUUUUUUUUUUUACUAUUUUAGACAAUGUGGCUUAAAAAAAAAAUUGAAAAUCUUCAAUUUACGUAAAGAUACGACUCAUUGAAAAGCUGCAGGCUGUUGAAGGUCUCUGACAAAGUGAAGAAGACGAGGAAAUCAUGCGUGACCUUAAAGUAAAGACGUAUUGCACAAAAAUCUAACGAGGACAAAGUCAAACAAUCAGUAACAUCACCGCUGUGAGUGAUGCAUGGAUGAGUGCAAUGUACUUUCAUAGAAACGAUCUGAAGUGCAACCAAAAAAAAUAAUCAACAAUACGAAUGAAGAGAGAUGGACCAGUCGGAGGAGUCUGCUGUGGUCUGCUGGAGCUAACGGGAGACGGCGUGCGGAGGUGCCGUCUCACCCGUACUGUGAAUGUUGCUGAUUGUCAAUCACAGUCGUCUGAAUGUUUGUGGCCUUAUCCGCGGAGCCCGAGGAGUCUCAAGAUGUUUUCACACUGUUGUCGUUUUGAGUCUGAAUCUGAGUUCUCUCUCCCCGAGUCUCUUCCAGCUGCUCUUUUGCAAAUCCUCUGGUCCUCCUCAUGGUCGUCUGCAACAAGCAACAAAACGACUAGAUGUCGAUCUCGGAACCCACUGGCUAUUAUCUCACACCAAAAAAAAUAGUCUACGGGAGUGAGGGACAAGUUUAUGGGCUUCCUGUGUAGCUUCAGGAAGCGAGUAAAGACUUCCUUCUCCAUGUGAUUCAGACCAACCUACCAGUGUGAUAUCGCUCAGUCUGCUUCAGACGACAAACUUGCUUUUUCAGCGUCUAUAAAGUGGGAAGGAAAUCACACAUAUGGAUAUUUUUCUAACAUAUUUUUCUCUCAGUGUUUUCACAUGCAAACUGAGUUUUAACUCACUGGGCCAGAUCCCUUUCUGCUCACUGGAGCACCGCUGAAUAUAUUUCAGCUUUAGGGGGAAAAAAAGAGUUUAAAUGGAGUUAAAUAACCCAGAAUUGUUGUUCACAAAACAAACAACAACAUGGUCCUUUAGUGCCAUAGCUUCUGUUGCUAUCGAAUAACUUCCAGCUUGGACAGUUAUAUGAUUUAAUGCAACAUGAAUCUGUUUCUGUCCCAUCAGUCUCCCCUGACUCCUGAGUGUUCAUGAAAUCCAUCUGGUAAAGGGAGCAGGGGCCCCCCCUGAAAUCUUAUUGGCCACCCCAAAAUCGUUAACUAUGAUUGGUUAUUUGCCUUGCCGGAGGAGGGACUUGCAUGGAAAUCCAUCAUUCAGGCUGUGUUGCAACAGUCAGCUCAUAAAUUUAGUUUUCAGUUUGCAAUGUUUAAAAUACUUCUAGAUAAUGGCAACAUAUACAUCUUCUAACUUAAAAGGUGAUGUGAUUAGUGCAGACAGAAUGGGUAAAUUAAUACUCUUUAUUCAUGGGUGUGCACACAAACUUCAGGCCACCCAUUGCACAGGUCAGGGCCCCAGUUGGGCCAACCCAGUCCAAAAAAGUCUGGGCACGCCCCUGAAAGGUAAGCAGUGAGCUCAGCAUCGAUCUCAUGUGCAAGCAGAAAGCUUAUCACUAUAAACUGUAAGGAUUGUGUGCAGGCACCACCACUACCUUCACAACAGGCAUGUAUUGUGCACUGAAACAGAUUAUAGGAAACAAAAGUGUGUGGGAAACAGUCAUCACCUUAAGUCGAUCAUUGACUCGUGUAAUGAGAAACUUUGUCUCAAACACUGAUAAGUUCCAUGCAGGUUAAAAAAUAAUUAGUCUAGCCAAUGACACUGACCUUGAGUGGAGUUUCUCUGCUUUUUACUGUUGUGUUUGUAUUUUUGAAACGUCCGAGUACAUGUUGGAGUGAUACUAACACAGAAACAGUCACCAGUGCAGAAUAUUCCUCUUCCUGCACGUACGGCCCAGACGCAACCCCCACACCUAAACGAAGCGAGGUAUUUCAAGAAGUGACAGCAUGUCUGACACUGACCAUUUUUCCGCAGUGUAGGACGUAUAAAAGGCCGUUCUGAAAAGAAAAAAAUCCAGGACUUGAGUGUCUGGAAAAUGUCAGGAGUUCAUGUGUGAGAGUGUCUUUAAUUUAAUUCAGAUUUUAUUUCACCAAUAACUGGCCAAGAAUGCUGGUUUGAGUAAUUUUACGUUCUUGUGUUUUAUGUUCAACUUCUUUAAUAGAUAACCUGAAAAAUAUCUGUUUUUUUAAAUAUCCAUUAGUGUGUGAACAAGGCCUAAGUGUGUCCAACAAGUGUUUGUCAUUCAAGCCCUGAAUGGAGACGAAUGGGACUAACCGAGAGCUUUUUAGACAGUAUUUCCUCAAAGACAUUAAAAAGGUCAGCUGUCUAAAAGGGAGCUUUCAGACGCCGUUAGACGAUCCCUCCACUCUCCGUUUGAAGCAGACUGAGGACCUCUAUAAAUAAUCAGAAAUGCUGAAUCAUCAAGUGGAGGCUGCUGCUCUGGCCGAGUUAAAGAGUUUAAACCUGAAUGUGUGGAAGUGUCUUUAAACCCGAUACCAUAAACUGAGGUUUAAUGUGAAACAUCUGCUGCUUGUUUUUGUAGUUUUGGUUCAUGCUGUGGUUUAACUCUUUGUUGGCUCUUUUGGGAAAACUUCCUGAGAAAUUAUCCACUUUAUGAGGAACGUCGAGUCGCUUUAAUGACAGAGCAGCAGCCCUCCUGAGCUCGUCUCAACAUCUGGACUCAAGGUUUUUUGGAAUUUACAGACUCAAGUUAAAGAUCCUCACGCUGGAAAAAUGAAGUUUCUUUGUGAGUUUAAAUCCAAAGUUGUGUUUCAGAGUCUUCAUGCACUCUGAAUAUUUAGAGAUGAUUUCAAUCAAGGAUGCACACGGCUGCAGAUUAAAUCAAUCUGCUGCUUGUGUUUCAUAGAGAAAGGCUGUUUGUAGGCUUAGAGCAGACCAAAUGGGGUGUAUGUUUUAUGUUUUUUCAGUUUUCAUAGCUUUAAUUCAGCUCUUCAUGUUUAAACUGUGACUGUUUGUUCAAGAAAAAUGUCACUUCCAUUUAACACAGAACCUGCUGAUCAUCACGUCAUUUAUUCAUUCAUUCAUGUUUACAAACAGUGAUAUUCACUGUGUCAUUAAAAACGACAUGAACCCACCACUGUCACUUUGAAUGAAAUAAAAAUGAAAGAAAGAAAUACAA
Messenger RNA from Labrus mixtus (cuckoo wrasse), 5471 nucleotides. RefSeq names its product CMP-N-acetylneuraminate-beta-galactosamide-alpha-2,3-sialyltransferase 2-like. The transcript is spliced from 9 exons. The coding region runs from base 323 to 1444 and encodes 373 amino acids. Lineage: Eukaryota; Metazoa; Chordata; Actinopteri; Labriformes; Labridae. The record is from RefSeq and is a predicted model, not a curated record. Gene Ontology annotation, molecular function: beta-galactoside (CMP) alpha-2,3-sialyltransferase activity.